Molecule: messenger RNA, 904 nt
Organism: Erinaceus europaeus (western European hedgehog)
Lineage: Eukaryota; Metazoa; Chordata; Mammalia; Eulipotyphla; Erinaceidae
Product: BUB3-interacting and GLEBS motif-containing protein ZNF207-like
Exons: 6
Coding region: 16-879 (287 amino acids)
Cellular component (GO): nucleus
Source: RefSeq, a predicted model, not a curated record
GCUUAAACACACAAGAUGGCAGCCGGCGUCCCUAUUCUCCGCCCACUUAGGGCGGGGGCGGCGGCGGCUUCGUCAUGUGACUCUUUCCGCUUUAUCUCCGCCCCUGGUCGCGGUGCCUGCCGGGAGGUAGAGCGCCGAACGGGAGCGUCGGCCAUUUUGUGCCUGUUUCCUGUGGGACGCGGCGGUGGCAGUUGGUUCGGAAGAGUGAGCGAUUUGCCCCCUCGGUCCUGUUGGUUUUUCGUCUCUCAUUUCUCUGGUCAGCAGAGCGUAACCAUGGGUCGUAAGAAGAAGAAGCAGCUGAAGCCGUGGUGCUGGUAUUGUAACAGAGAUUUUGAUGAUGAGAAGAUCCUUAUACAGCACCAAAAAGCAAAACAUUUUAAAUGUCACAUAUGUCAUAAGAAAUUAUACACAGGACCUGGCUUAGCUAUUCAUUGCAUGCAGGUGCAUAAAGAGACAAUAGAUGCUGUACCAAAUGCAAUACCUGGGAGAACAGACAUAGAGUUGGAAAUAUAUGGUAUGGAAGGUAUUCCAGAAAAAGACAUGGAUGAAAGAAGACGACUUCUUGAACAGAAAACACAAGCAGAGAGUCAAAAAAAGAAGCAACAAGAUGAUUCUGAUGAGUAUGAUGAUGAUGACUCUGCAGCUUCAACUUCAUUUCAACCACAGCCUGUUCAACCUCAGCAAGGGUAUAUCCCUCCAAUGGCACAACCAGGACUACCCCCAGUUCCAGGGGCACCAGGAAUGCCUCCAGGUAUACCUCCAUUAAUGCCAGGUGUUCCUCCUUUGAUGCCAGGAAUGCCACCAGUUAUGCCAGGAAUGCCACCUGGAUUGCAUCAUCAGAGAAAAUACACCCAGUCAUUUUGCGGUGAAAACAUGUAAGCAUCUCAUUCAUAAUGUAAUUCAG